Molecule: messenger RNA, 14271 nt
Organism: Oncorhynchus kisutch (coho salmon)
Lineage: Eukaryota; Metazoa; Chordata; Actinopteri; Salmoniformes; Salmonidae
Exons: 94
Coding region: 234-11438 (3734 amino acids)
Biological process (GO): adenylate cyclase-activating G protein-coupled receptor signaling pathway; cell surface receptor signaling pathway
Cellular component (GO): membrane
Molecular function (GO): G protein-coupled receptor activity
Source: RefSeq, a predicted model, not a curated record
UUCACGGUAUUGAGGGUGUGACAGUCAGUAAACGGUGUUGGAUGUGGGUUUUGAGUCUCCCUGCAACGUACAAUACUACACUUGUCAACCAGAACAGUAAGGAGAAGCAAGACAUGACAUGAUUGAUGAUUGAUGUCAACUGCUUUUGAACAAACCUGCAACAAUUUGGACAUCAGCACUUCAGUGAUCAACGUGCUAAUGAUCAUAGGAAGAGCAGUGUGGCCAAUAAAGGAAUGGCAAUAACAAAGAAUGGGCUGAGUGUCCUUGUUCUCCUGGUGACAUGCUCUGUUUUGGAAACACGGGAAUUCAUUGAGAUUUCCAGCCUUUUUUCACAGGCAUUCAACACAGAGUACAACCCACAUCUGUCACAUGUUAGGGAAAAAAGAGCAGUAUUAUCCAAUCGAUGGAACUACAUAAUUGAUGUUGAAGUGAACGUGUCAGACAUCAAAACAAUAGAGCAAAUUAAGUCAGCUGUGAAUUCAACAAGUCUUCCCCUCACUAUCAACAACUCCACUGAAAUCUCUGACGUACACAUCACUACUGUGUGCUACCCAAAUGGUACUGGAUUCCAGUGCAGAUGUGAGGACCAGUAUCGUUGGUCAUAUAACAACUGUGUCACAUAUGGAUCCUGUGAUGACAUCACUGGUGACACAUGUGGAUGUAUCAAUGCCAAUCCAGCUGAUGGACAGUACUGCCAGCCAUACACAAAACCUGUAACUCUUCUGGAGUACUUUGUGGAAGUUGAGGUCAAUGUCAAUGACUUAAAAGCCAUAGACGAACCGAAGAACCUUCUGAAAAACCUCAGUUUACCAUUCGCACUUAGUAGCAUGAUCAACAUCACUGAUCUCAACAUUACUACAGUUUGCUACCCAAAUGGUACUGGAUUCCAGUGCAGAUGUGAGGACCAGUAUCGUUGGUCGUGUAACAAUUGCGCCAUCUAUGGGGCAUGUGAAGAAAAUACAGAUAAACCCUGUAGCUGUAUUAAUGCAAUUCCUUCUGAUGGAGAGUACUGCCAGUCGGUUCAAAACCCAAACUUUACAGCAUGUCCAACAACAACAGCCUCUCCUACAACAGUUCCAACAGUACCACCGACUCUCAAUGAGUACAUGAUUGAAAUUGAACUGAACACCACAGACGUUACGGUGAUAGAUCAACUGAGAGCCAUUCUGAGAAAUGCUAUUUACCCUGUCAGAAUCAACAAUCUGACACAAAUCACUGGUGUUAACAUGUCUACAGUUUGCUUCCCAAAUGGUACUGGAUUCCAGUGCAGAUGUGAGGACCAGUAUCGUUGGUCAUGUGACCAGUGUGUCUCUUUUGGGAAUUGUGAUGACAUCACAUCUGACACAUGUGGAUGUAUCAAUGCCAUUCCUCCAGAUGGACAGUACUGCCAGUCAGUUCACCACCAAAACUUUACAGCAUGUCCAACAACAACAGCCUCUCCUACAACAGUUCCAACAGUACCACAGACUCUCUAUGAGUACAUGAUUGAAAUUGAACUGAACACCACAGACGUUACGGUGAUAGAUCAACUGAGAGCCAUUCUGAGAAAUGCUAUUUACCCUGUCAGAAUCAAUAAUCUGACACAAAUCACUGGUGUUAACAUGUCUACAGUUUGCUUCCCAAAUGGUACUGGAUUCCAGUGCAGAUGUGAGGACCAGUAUCGUUGGUCAUGUGACCAGUGUGUCUCUUAUGGGAAUUGUGAUGACAUCACAUCUGAAACGUGUGGAUGUAUCAAUGCCAUUCCUCCAGAUGGACAGUACUGCCAGUCGGUUCACCACCAAAACUUUACGGCAUGUCCAACAACAACAGCCUCUCCUACAACAGUUCCAACAGUACCACUGACUCUCUAUGAGUACAUGAUUGAAAUUGAACUGAACACCACAGACGUUACAGUGAUAGAUCAACUGAGAGCCAUUCUGAGAAAUGCUAUUUACCCUGUCAGAAUCAAUAAUCUGACACAAAUCACUGGUGUUAACAUGUCUACAGUUUGCUUCCCAAAUGGUACUGGAUUCCAGUGCAGAUGUGAGGACCAGUAUCGUUGGUCAUGUGACCAGUGUGUCUCUUUUGGGAAUUGUGAUGACAUCACAUCUGACACGUGUGGAUGUAUCAAUGCCAUUCCUCCAGAUGGACAGUACUGCCAGUCAGUUCACCACCAAAACUUUACAGCAUGUCCAACAACAACAGCCUCUCCUACAACAGUUCCAACAGUACCACCGACUCUCUAUGAGUACAUGAUUGAAAUUGAACUGAACACCACAGACGUUACGGUGAUAGAUCAACUGAGAGCCAUUCUGAGAAAUGCUAUUUACCCUGUCAGAAUCAACAAUCUGACACAAAUCACUGGUGUUAACAUGUCUACAGUUUGCUUCCCAAAUGGUACUGGAUUCCAGUGCAGAUGUGAGGACCAGUAUCGUUGGUCAUGUGACCAGUGUGUCUCUUAUGGGAAUUGUGAUGACAUCACAUCUGAAACGUGUGGAUGUAUCAAUGCCAUUCCUUCAGAUGGACAGUACUGCCAGUCGGUUCACCACCAAAACUUUACGGCAUGUCCAACAACAACAGCCUCUCCUACAACAGUUCCAACAGUACCACUGACUCUCUAUGAGUACAUGAUUGAAAUUGAACUGAACACCACAGACGUUACAGUGAUAGAUCAACUGAGAGCCAUUCUGAGAAAUGCUAUUUACCCUGUCAGAAUCAAUAAUCUGACACAAAUCACUGGUGUUAACAUGUCUACAGUUUGCUUCCCAAAUGGUACUGGAUUCCAGUGCAGAUGUGAGGACCAGUAUCGUUGGUCAUGUGACCAGUGUGUCUCUUUUGGGAAUUGUGAUGACAUCACAUCUGACACGUGUGGAUGUAUCAAUGCCAUUCCUCCAGAUGGACAGUACUGCCAGUCAGUUCACCACCAAAACUUUACAGCAUGUCCAACAACAACAGCCUCUCCUACAACAGUUCCAACAGUACCACCGACUCUCUAUGAGUACAUGAUUGAAAUUGAACUGAACACCACAGACGUUACGGUGAUAGAUCAACUGAGAGCCAUUCUGAGAAAUGCUAUUUACCCUGUCAGAAUCAACAAUCUGACACAAAUCACUGGUGUUAACAUGUCUACAGUUUGCUUCCCAAAUGGUACUGUAUUCCAGUGCAGAUGUGAGGACCAGUAUCGUUGGUCAUGUGACCAGUGUGUCUCUUAUGGGAAUUGUGAUGACAUCACAUCUGAAACGUGUGGAUGUAUCAAUGCCAUUCCUUCAGAUGGACAGUACUGCCAGUCGGUUCACCACCAAAACUUUACGGCAUGUCCAACAACAACAGCCUCUCCUACAACAGUUCCAACAGUACCACUGACUCUCUAUGAGUACAUGAUUGAAAUUGAACUGAACACCACAGACGUUACAGUGAUAGAUCAACUGAGAGCCAUUCUGAGAAAUGCUAUUUACCCUGUCAGAAUCAAUAAUCUGACACAAAUCACUGGUGUUAACAUGUCUACAGUUUGCUUCCCAAAUGGUACUGGAUUCCAGUGCAGAUGUGAGGACCAGUAUCGUUGGUCAUGUGACCAGUGUGUCUCUUAUGGGAAUUGUGAUGACAUCACAUCUGAAACGUGUGGAUGUAUCAAUGCCAUUCCUCCAGAUGGACAGUACUGCCAGUCGGUUCACCACCACAACUUCACAGCAUGUCCAACAACAACAGCCUCUCCUACAACAGACUCUACAACACCUGAGGCCAGCACUACAGAACAAAUAACUACAGUUGAUAACACAACACAACUGAUCACAGUUACCAACUCUACAACACCUGAGGCCAGCACUACAGAACAAAUAACUACAGUUGAUAACACAACACAACUGAUCACAGUUACCAUUCCAACAGUACCACUGACUCUCUAUGAGUACAUGAUUGAAAUUGAACUGAACACCACAGACGUUACGGUGAUAGAUCAACUGAGAGCCAUUCUGAGAAAUGCUAUUUACCCUGUCAGAAUCAAUAAUCUGACACAAAUCACUGGUGUUAACAUGUCUACAGUUUGCUUCCCAAAUGGUACUGGAUUCCAGUGCAGAUGUGAGGACCAGUAUCGUUGGUCAUGUGACCAGUGUGUCUCUUAUGGGAAUUGUGAUGACAUCAAUUCUGAAACGUGUGGAUGUAUCAAUGCCAUUCCUCCAGAUGGACAGUACUGCCAGUCAGUUCACCACCAAAACUUUACAGCAUGUCCAACAACAACAACCUCUCCUACAUCAGACUCUACAACACCUGAGGCCAGCACUACAGAACAAAUUACUACAGUUGAUAACACAACACAACUGAUCACAGUUACCAACUCUACAACACCUGAGGCCAGCACUACAGAACAAAUUACUACAGUUGAUAACACAACACAACUGAUCACAGUUACCAACUCUACAACACCUGAGGCCAGCACUACAGAACAAAUAACUACAGUUGAUAACACAACACAACUGAUCACAGUUACCAACUCUACAACACCUGAGGCCAGCACUACAGAACAAAUUACUACAGUUGAUAACACAACACAACUGAUCACAGUUACCAACUCUACAACACCUGAGGCCAGCACUACAGAACAAAUAACUACAGUUGAUAACACAACACAACUGACCACAGUUAUCAACUCUACAACACCUGAGGCCAGCACUACAGAACAAAUAACUACAGUUGAUAACACAACACAACUGAUCACAGUUACCAACUCUACAACACCUGAGGCCAGCACUACAGAACAAAUAACUACAGUUGAUAACACAACACAACUGAUCACAGUUACCAUUCCAACAGUACCACUGACUCUCUAUGAGUACAUGAUUGAAAUUGAACUGAACACCACAGACGUUACAGUGAUAGAUCAACUGAGAGCCAUUCUGAGAAAUGCUAUUUACCCUGUCAGAAUCAAUAAUCUGACACAAAUCACUGGUGUUAACAUGUCUACAGUUUGCUUCCCAAAUGGUACUGGAUUCCAGUGCAGAUGUGAGGACCAGUAUCGUUGGUCAUGUGACCAGUGUGUCUCUUAUGGGAAUUGUGAUGACAUCACAUCUGAAACGUGUGGAUGUAUCAAUGCCAUUCCUCCAGAUGGACAGUACUGCCAGUCAGUUCACCACCACAACUUCACAGCAUGUCCAACAACAACAGCCUCUCCUACAACAGACUCUACAACACCUGAGGCCAGCACUACAGAACAAAUUACUACAGUUGAUAACACAACACAACUGAUCACAGUUACCAACUCUACAACACCUGAGGCCAGCACUACAGAACAAAUAACUACAGUUGAUAACACAACACAACUGACCACAGUUAUCAACUCUACAACACCUGAGGCCAGCACUACAGAACAAAUAACUACAGUUGAUAACACAACACAACUGAUCACAGUUACCAACUCUACAACACCUGAGGCCAGCACUACAGAACAAAUAACUACAGUUGAUAACACAACACAACUGAUCACAGUUACCAUUCCAACAGUACCACUGACUCUCUAUGAGUACAUGAUUGAAAUUGAACUGAACACCACAGACGUUACAGUGAUAGAUCAACUGAGAGCCAUUCUGAGAAAUGCUAUUUACCCUGUCAGAAUCAAUAAUCUGACACAAAUCACUGGUGUUAACAUGUCUACAGUUUGCUUCCCAAAUGGUACUGGAUUCCAGUGCAGAUGUGAGGACCAGUAUCGUUGGUCAUGUGACCAGUGUGUCUCUUAUGGGAAUUGUGAUGACAUCACAUCUGAAACGUGUGGAUGUAUCAAUGCCAUUCCUCCAGAUGGACAGUACUGCCAGUCAGUUCACCACCACAACUUCACAGCAUGUCCAACAACAACAGCCUCUCCUACAACAGACUCUACAACACCUGAGGCCAGCACUACAGAACAAAUUACUACAGUUGAUAACACAACACAACUGAUCACAGUUACCAACUCUACAACACCUGAGGCCAGCACUACAGAACAAAUAACUACAGUUGAUAACACAACACAACUGACCACAGUUAUCAACUCUACAACACCUGAGGCCAGCACUACAGAACAAAUAACUACAGUUGAUAACACAACACAACUGAUCACAGUUACCAACUCUACAACACCUGAGGCCAGCACUACAGAACAAAUUACUACAGUUGAUAACACAACACAACUGAUCACAGUUACCAACUCUACAACACCUGAGGCCAGCACUACAGAACAAAUUACUACAGUUGAUAACACAACACAACUGAUCACAGUUACCAACUCUACAACACCUGAGGCCAGCACUACAGAACAAAUAACUACAGUUGAUAACACAACACAACUGAUCACAGUUACCAUUCCAACAGUACCACUGACUCUCUAUGAGUACAUGAUUGAAAUUGAACUGAACACCACAGACGUUACAGUGAUAGAUCAACUGAGAGCCAUUCUGAGAAAUGCUAUUUACCCUGUCAGAAUCAACAAUCUGACACAAAUCACUGGUGUUAACAUGUCUACAGUUUGCUUCCCAAAUGGUACUGGAUUCCAGUGCAGAUGUGAGGACCAGUAUCGUUGGUCAUGUGACCAGUGUGUCUCUUAUGGGAAUUGUGAUGACAUCACAUCUGAAACGUGUGGAUGUAUCAAUGCCAUUCCUCCAGAUGGACAGUACUGCCAGUCAGUUCACCACCACAACUUCACAGCAUGUCCAACAACAACAGCCUCUCCUACAACAGACUCUACAACACCUGAGGCCAGCACUACAGAACAAAUUACUACAGUUGAUAACACAACACAACUGAUCACAGUUACCAACUCUACAACACCUGAGGCCAGCACUACAGAACAAAUAACUACAGUUGAUAACACAACACAACUGACCACAGUUAUCAACUCUACAACACCUGAGGCCAGCACUACAGAACAAAUAACUACAGUUGAUAACACAACACAACUGAUCACAGUUACCAAUUCUACAACACCUGAGGCCAGCACUACAGAACAAAUAACUACAGUUGAUAACACAACACAACUGAUCACAGUUACCAACUCUACUACACCUGAGAACAGCACUAGAGAACAAAUAACUACAGUUGAUAACACAACACAACUGACCACAGUUACCAACUCUACGACACCUGAGGCCAGCACUACAGAACAAAUGACCAAAGUUACCAACUCUACAACAACUCCACCCACAACAGGACAAAGUACUACAGCUGACCCCACAACACAACAGACCACAGUUACCAGAACUACAGUAACUACUGAACCACCACCAGCAACUACAAAAACGACACCACCAACAACAAUACCACCACCAACAACAAUAACACCACCAACACCACCAACAACAAUACCACCACCAGCAACUACAAAAACGACACCACCAACAACAAUACCACCACCAACAACAAUACCACCACCAACACCACCAACAACAGUACCACCACCAACAACAACAACACCACCACCAACUACAAAACCAGCUGACUCUACAACACCUGAGGCCAGCACUACAGAACAAAUAACUACAGUUGAUAACACAACACAACUGAUCACAGUUACCAACUCUACAACAUCUGAGGCCAGCACUACAGAACAAAUAACUACAGUUGAUAACACAACACAACUGAUCACAGUUACCAACUCUACUACACCUGAGGACAGCACUAGAGAACAAAUAACUACAGUUGAUAACACAACACAACUGACCACAGUUACCAACUCUACGACACCUGAGGCCAGCACUACAGAACAAAUGACCAAAGUUACCAACUCUACAACAACUCCACCCACAACAGGACAAAGUACUACAGCUGACCCCACAACACAACAGACCACAGUUACCAGAACUACAGUAACUACUGAACCACCACCAGCAACUACAGAAACGACACCACCAACAACAAUACCACCACCAACAACAAUAACACCACCAACAACACCAACAACAAUACCACCACCAGCAACUACAAAAACGACACCACCAACAACAAUACCACCACCAACAACAAUACCACCACCAACACCACCAACAACAGUACCACCACCAACAACAACAACACCACCACCAACUACAAAACCAGCUGACUCUACAACACCUGAGGCCAGCACUACAGAACAAAUGACUACAGUUGAUAACACAACACAACUGAUCACAGUUACCAACUCUACUACACCUGAGGACAGCACUAGAGAACAAAUAACUACAGUUGAUAACACAACACAACUGACCACAGUUACCAACUCUACGACACCUGAGGCCAGCACUACAGAACAAAUGACCAAAGUUACCAACUCUACAACAACUCCACCCACAACAGGACAAAGUACUACAGCUGACCCCACAACACAACAGACCACAGUUACCAACUUUACUACACCUGCAGCUACAACAAAUCAGACCACUGCAGUUGACCCCACAACACAACCGACCACAGACACUAGAACUACAGUAACUACUGAACCACCACCAGCAACUACAAAAACGACACCACCAACAACAAUACCACCACCAACAACAAUACCACCACCAACACCACCAACAACAAUACCACCACCAACAACAAUACCACCACCAACACUACCAACAACAGUACCACCACCAACAACAACAACACCACCACCAACUACAAAACCAGCUGAUAUUCUGUUGCUGGCGAUGUCCUUCAAAAUGAAUGAAGAUUUCACCAACGAACUAAAUGAUAAAAAUAGUGUCAAAUACAAAAAGUACAAAGGCGAUAUUGAACCAGUUAUCCAGGAACAGUAUAGGAAGAACAUGCCAGGGUUUAUUUCAGCAGCAUUGACAAGUUUCAGCCGUGGAAGUGUUAUAGCCAACUUUGAUGUUAGGACCACAGCUGCAGACCCCACUGCAAUUAACAAAGCUAAUGCUGGACUUGCAACAUCCCUUCCAGCUGAUUAUCAAGUUGAUAUUAGCUCUUUCAAUAUUAUUUAUAACAGUAGCACAGUAUUAAGUUAUAAACCAACUACCAUUUACACUGAUGGCACCAUGACUCUGGAGUGUGGACCACCUCCUGAUACUGUAAAGAUGGGUACUAUUAAAAGCGUUGAGUGGAAACGAAAGGGAAGAGUUUUAACAUCGACUGGAAGGUUCAACAUCAAUACAGAUGAUUUUGCAUCAAAAAAGACAACACUUGGUAUCAAAAAUGUAAUUGCUGAUGAUAAAGGGGAAUAUGAAUGCACUCUGAAGAGUGACGAAAUCUAUUUCUACCAAAUGGGUCAAAUUGACAUCAAAGAUGCUCCCAUUAUUCAAACGAAGACAGAAAUCAAUACCCACUGUUCGCCGGGGAAUAGUCAGACAUUGGAGUGUUGUGUGCAGAAUCCCUAUAAACUAAUGUGGAAAGAAGGUGAUGUAGACUUGCCCACAAAUGAGACUCCUGACAAUUGCAUUAAAUAUGACUAUCCAAUUCAAAACUGUGAUGUAUCAUCCAAAGUUGUCACAUUAACAUGCCAAGUGAAAGACCCAACAGGAUAUGAAAAGACUACAAAAUUGACUAUUUUCUUAGGAGCUAUAAAUUGCAAAGAUCCGGAAUAUGGUAUUGGCCAAGAGAAAGACACAUCAGUGGCACCAUGUAAGAAAGGUGAGGAUGGAAAAAAGACAGCGAUUUGUAAAAGUGGACAUUGGAAAACUCUGACUGACACUUGUGUCUUGACUGCAAUCAAUGAGCUACUGACCUCAUCUCAGGACUUGAAAGAGGCAACAGUUGAAGAAUUUUUAACAAAACUUAAUAAUACCGCUGUUGAUCUUAAAGAGAAAAUCGUUAGUUCAAGUGCAACUAUUUCGACCAUUGUUGAUAUUCUGAGAAUUGUUGCAAGCGUUUCAAAGAAUAUCAGCCAGUCUGAGAUAAAGAACAUUCUAGAAACAGUGAAUGUCCUAGUUUCUGAUGAAGCAAAAGAAUCCUGGGUCUUUCUCAAUGCCGACCAAAAUAAGAACACCAGCUCUAGUUUACUGGGCUCCAUGGAAUUUUUUGCAGGUUCUCUCCCAACGACGUCCUUUAAUGUGACAACAAAUCUAAUUCAGUUAAACCAAGACACAUUUGACAACUCAUUCAGCACAAACUUAAGUUCAAGUGUGUUAAUAGAGAUUCCAGAGACUAAUUCCAAUCACCUCACCAUCACCACUCUAACGUUCCGCACCCUCAGAAAUGUGUUACCUGCCAGGAAUGGCAGCAACCAAAGUGUCAAUGACAACACCAUCAAUGGUGUUGUAGUGAUGGUGAAGUUGAAUGGAACGACUAAAAAUGUCUCAUUGAGCUUCGACAAGUUGGACAAGUUGCUCACAUUCAAUCCUCAGUGUGUUUUCUGGAACUUCAGCCUUUUUAACAGCCUUGGAGGAUGGGAUGACACAGGAUGUAAACUGAAGUCUAAUGAGAAGGGCAAGGUCACCUGUCACUGUAACCAUCUGACCUCCUUCUCCAUUUUGAUGUCAACUUCCAUUCCGAAAGAGAUUCAAGAUGCUUUGGAUAUAAUCACUUAUGUUGGAGUUGGCAUAUCGAUGGGUAGCUUAGUCAUUUGUCUCAUCAUUGAGGCUUGUGUAUGGAAGGCCAUGACCAGAAACAACACCUCUUACAUGCGCCAUGUCUCCAUUGUGAACAUCGCUGUGUCUCUCCUGAUUGCCGAUAUUUGGUUCAUUAUUGGUGCAUCAAUAUCAAAAAAUACCCUUGAAAACCCAGGCGAAGACACCACAACACCUAUACCGGCAUGUACUGCAGCUACGUUUUUCAUUCACUUUUUCUACCUUGCUCUAUUCUUUUGGAUGCUGAUCUCAGGCCUUCUCCUUUUCUACCGGACCAUCUUGGUUUUCUCCCAUAUGUCAAAAUCAACUAUGCUGGCUAUUGGCUUCUCAGUAGGCUAUGGGGCACCUCUUAUCAUUGCUGUUGUUACUGUGGCAGCAACAGCUCCUAGUGGUGGAUACAUCAAGGAAAACCAGGCAUGUUGGCUCAACUGGGACAAGACAAUGGCUCUCCUUGCUUUUGUGAUCCCUGCCCUGACCAUAGUGGUCAUCAACUUUUUGAUCCUGAUUGUGGUUCUGUACAAAAUGCUGAGGAGAGGGGUGGGGGAUGCUACCCAGCCAGAUGAGAGAAAUGCUGUUGUGGUCAUUGCCAGGUGUCUGGCCAUUCUGACUCCAUUCUUUGGCCUUACCUGGGGACUGGGAGUAGGAACCAUGGUUGAUCCAACAAAUAAGGGAAUCCAUGUUGUAUUUGCCCUCUUCAAUUCACUACAGGGUUUCUUUGUUUUGGUGUUUGGAACACUUUUAGACGGCAAGAUCCGGUCAGCUAUAGUAGGAACGUUCUCUUCCAUCCUCCCAGGCUCUGACCGUACGAGGAGUACCAGUGGUGGCGCGGCAACAUCAUCAACCAGUGCAUUAAACUUCAUCCGAAGAAGGAUAAGGAGGAAUGUCUACAAUGUUUCGGAAGUUGCAAAUUCUUCCAACAGCACUGGUGCUACAGAGUCUUUCAUCAACACCUAAAAGUACCCAAUGGUCAUACUUGAGUUAAAGUAUAGAUACCUUAAUAUGAAGUUACUCAAGUAGAAGUCACCCAGUGAAAAACUAUUUGAGUAAAAUGAUUUGUUUUUAAAUAUACUUAAGUAUCAAAAGUUAAUGUAAUUGAUAAAAAAAUACUUACGUAAGUAUCAAAAGUAAAAGUAUAAAUAAUAAAAAAUUCUUUCUUUUAAGCAAAGCAGAUGGCACCAUUUUAUUGUUUUUAAAAUGUAUGGAUAGCCAAGAAUUAUAGCCUUUGACCUGGACCUGCCAUAAAACAUGGCUUGGUCCAACACACAAUGAAUCUAUUGAUGUGAAGAUUUGUGGACUUUUCUGGAUUAAUGUUGUGAGUUCUACAGUGCCUUGCAAAAUGAUUAAUCCUCAUUGGCAUUUUUCCUAUUUUGUUGCAUUAAAACCUGUAAUUUAAAUAGAUUUUUAUUUGGAUUUCAUGCAAUGGACAUACACAAAAUAAUCAAAAAUUGUGAAAUGAAAUUUAAAAAAUAACUUGUUUAAAAAAAUGCAAAAAAUUAUAACACGGAAAAGUGGUGUGUGCAUAUGUAUUCACCCCUUUGCUGUGAAGUCCCCAAAUAAGAUCUGGUGCAACCAAUUACCUUCAGAAGUCACAUAAUUUGUUAAAUGAAGUCCACCUGUGUGCAAUCUAAGUGUCACAUGAUCUGUCACAUGACCUCAGUAUAUAUACACCUGUUCUGAAUGGUCCCAGAGUCUGCAACACCACUAAGCAAGGGGCACCACCAAGAAAUGCGGCACCGUGAAGACCAAGGAGCUCUCCAAACAGGUCAGGGACAAAGUUGUGGAGAAGUACAAAUCAUGGUUGGGUUAUACAAAAUAUCAGAACCUUUGAACAUCCCACAGAGCACCAUUAAAUCCAUUAUUUAAAAAAUGAAAGAAUAUGGCACCAUAACAAACCUAUCUAGAAGAAAAAGAAAUGCACACCUAUUUAGGCAAGGUGCUGGUUAGCGGAGUAGAAAACUUACAAAUAAAAGAGAGCCGCACACUCUAGGAGCUCAGAUGCAAAAAUGUAAUUACCAAUGUUUCGACAGCCAAGCUGUCUUCAUCAGGGUAUAAUCACAAACACUGCGGGAUGACUCGUUUAUAUAGUGUCAAAAGACACAGGUGUCUGUAAUCAUGGCCAAGAGUGGCCUAAUAUAAUUGGUUAAUUAUCAAAUAUUAAAAUGGCAUACAACGACCAGCAUACAAUCCUGCCAAGAGAGGGCCUCCCAUCAAAACUCACAGACCAGACAAGGAUGGCAUUAAUCAGACAGGCAACAAAGAGACCAAAGAUAAUCCUGAAGGAGCUGCAAAGCUCCACAGCGGAGAUUGGAGUAUCUGUCCAUAGGACCACUUUAAGCCGUACACUCCACAGAGCUGGGCUUUACGGAAGAGUGGCCAGAAAAAAGCCAUUGCUUAAAGAACAAAAUAAGCAAACACGUUUGGUAUUCGCCAAAAGGCAUGUGGGAGACUUCCCAAACAUAUGGAACAAGGUACUCUGGUCAGAUGAGUCUAAAAGUUUGCUUUUUGGCCAUCAAGGAAAAUGUCUGGCGCAAACCCAACACCUCUCAUCAUCCUGAGAACAUCAUCCACACAGUGAAGCAUGGGGUUUUUCAUCAGCAGGGCCUAGGAAACUGGUCAGAAUUGAAGGAAUGAUGGGUGGCGCUAAAUACAGGGAAAUUCUUGAGGGAAACCUGUUUCAGUCUUCCAGAGAUUUGAGACUGGGACGGAGGUUCACCUUCCAGCAGGGCAAUGACCCUAAGCAUACUGCUAAAGCAACACUUGAGUGGUUUAAGGGGAAACAUUGAAAUGUCUUGGAAUGGCCUAGUCAAAGCCCAGACCUCAAUCCAAUUGAGAAUCUGUGGUAUGACUUAAAGAUCGCUGUACACCAGCGGAACCCAACCAACUUGAAGGAGCUGGAGAAGUUUUGCCUUGAAGAAUGGGCAAAAAUCCCAGUGGUUAGAUGUGCCAAGCUUAUAGAGACAUACCCCAAGAGACUUGCAGCUGUAAUUGCUGAAAAAGGUGGCUCUACAAAGUAUUGACCUUGGGGGGAUGAGUAGUUAUGCACACUCAAGUUGUCUUAUUUCUUGUUUGUUUCACAAUAAAAAAUCUUCAAAGUGGUAGGCAUGUUGAGAAAAUCAGAUGACACAAACGGCCAAAAAAAUCUAUUUUCAUUCCAGGUUGUAAGGCAACAAAAUAGGAAAAUGCCCAGGGUGAAUACUUUCGCAAGCCACUGUAUAAGGGUUCUGUCUGAGAGACUUGCCUCUUUUUUGUUGUACACGUUUAUGAGUCUAGACGCUACAGUAAAUGAUGGACAAGCUUGAACCAGCUUCUGAACAAGACAUAGCACUUCAAAUUAUGUAUGGUAUUGAAGUACUUUUUCUUUUUGCGAUUCAGAUUUCCAAAGAAACCGUAGCAAUAUUCAAAUAUAAUAGAUGACCAGACAAUUACAGGAACUAAUGAAGGUCAAUUAGCUGCAUUGGUACAGACAAGUGCUAACUGUAUGACAGAGAAUUCGCCUUUUUUUAAAUACAUUUUUACUUAAUUUUUUACUCCAUACUUUAUAUUAAGCUAGGGUUUUCCAUAUUGUUGCCAUUACCACUUCUGUGUGUUGUAUUAAGACAUGUUAUACAGCUGCUAUUGACAUUAUGUAAUGGGCAUAUUUUAAAUGUGUAUAAUAUAUUGUUAAAGAUGCUUCUACAGUAGAUCAUGUUGGAUACACAAGUAGUAACAAAGAGUUUUGUCUCGUUGAUCCUGUCUCACAGACGGUGUUGCUGCAACUCGAUUAAAAAAGUCUUGGUUCAACCAUCUA